This is a messenger RNA of Sarcophilus harrisii (Tasmanian devil), 1102 nucleotides long. RefSeq names its product corticoliberin-like. The record is from RefSeq and is a predicted model, not a curated record. Gene Ontology annotation, molecular function: hormone activity. The transcript is spliced from 2 exons. Gene Ontology annotation, cellular component: extracellular region. Lineage: Eukaryota; Metazoa; Chordata; Mammalia; Dasyuromorphia; Dasyuridae. Bases 66 to 401 code for a protein of 111 amino acids.
AGCAGCUAAGCUUAGUCCCUAUCCCAGCUCCGACUGAUCCUGCCUUGCGCUGCACGGCUGCUGCCAUGGCCCUGCGGAGGCUCCGGGUCGUGACAGUGACUCUGGCCGUGGCCGCGCUGCUGUUCCUGCCCCCGGACACCUGCUUCCCAUUGCCCCGUGCUUGGGAAGUCCCCGCGCUGAGCCCGGACCAUCUGGGGACUACUUGGAGGCAUCUCGCGGACUCCAGCGGCGAGCAGUGGCGGUCAAUUCGCGCGCCCUCGGGGUGGAAGCAGAUGGAGAGGACCCCCAAUGCCCUGGAUCUGCCCUUCCACCUGCUGCGCGGGUUGCUGGACCGCGCCAGAGAAGAGAGGAUGCGCAGCCGUGCGCGGAGCAACGAGCGCUUGCUAGGGAGAGUGGGCUAGGGAGGCUGCGGGGUGGGAGAUGGGGAGUUGGAAGUAGGGAAGUCAAAGGACAGAGGUCGGGAAAGCGUGGCCGCGGGGGUGCUGAGGGUUCGACGAUCUUGUAAAACAGUGAAGUUUAAAGCAAAAUGGAAGCCUCUGAUUUAUUGAGGGAAACUACCCCCUCUGUGUCUGUGCCGGCGCCCUUUCCCCCCCUACGCAGACAAGGUCUCUCAAACCGAGUCUGCUUCAGCGGCGAAUCCUUCCAUUUCCCCCACAGCCCACCUCCUCUGGGAAAUGGCGACUCUAACCCUGGGAUCUCCCAACUCUUGUGGGAUUGGCUCAGUAUUUCGGGAAGAGGGUAUUGUCUAGUAAGAGAGCGCAAAGGGCAUUUAGUUCAACCUCCUACUCCCUGACCUGAGAAAGGACAGCUCUCCUCUCAAACCCAACUUCCAAAUGAUCACAGAAAGUUUUGGGCUCCAGGUAUCCAGAGAGAGGGCGGGAAGAAACUUUUGUAGUGUAAAGCACAGGGCCUGAAAGAAAUGUGCAGAGAACUCAAGCCCCUCCAGGAUCGAGGCCACCCCAAGACUGGAUUAGAGACGGUAGUACCCUAGGGAAGUCCUGCCCUUCCGUCAGCACCGCAGUAACUAUGGGCUGGAGACUAAGAAGGGACCCGAGGCAAAGCUCUGGGGCUCCCCCGCCUCCAGCUCUGACCCCUCCGAGGC